This is a messenger RNA of Anoplopoma fimbria (sablefish), 3931 nucleotides long. It is a transcript of the gene nadk2, whose product is annotated as NAD kinase 2, mitochondrial. Gene Ontology annotation, molecular function: NAD+ kinase activity. Gene Ontology annotation, biological process: NAD+ metabolic process; NADP+ biosynthetic process. Bases 542 to 1888 code for a protein of 448 amino acids. Lineage: Eukaryota; Metazoa; Chordata; Actinopteri; Perciformes; Anoplopomatidae. The transcript has 12 exons. Gene Ontology annotation, cellular component: mitochondrion. The record is from RefSeq and is a predicted model, not a curated record.
GUUGCAUUGGGAGUUACGUACGGUUUGGCUACUGCACGCUGUUGUCGUUUGCUCUUCACCUGCCCGUGGGCUUUACCCCGUGUAUGACAGUAGUUUGGACCCGAGGAGCGCGGCACAGCCUCGGUGUGGGUUGUGGUAAGAGUAAAGCCAGUCGGAACUCUGAUAUGGAGGACCACUAGCUUUACGUCCUGAGAGAGAAAUGCUAACUACGUUUAGCUUUGUAUGCUCAGCUGGUAGCGUAACGCUGUCUUUUACCCCUCCCCAAAUACGAUUGGUAGGGUAACUAAUCUUAGUUGAAUACCGAACUAACUGUGUAGUUACUUGCCCGAAGAAACACUCGACUUGGAUAGUGACAUACGUUUCAAACUGGUCCCCUAACCUAACUUAAUAGACACGCUGACCUUCCGCGAGAGCUGGACGUGAGUCCGACUUGUGUGAAUGGACCAUAACUUAAUCUGGACUGACAUAUGACACAUUAUGUCCGGCACGGAACCAUAAAGUCCUCAUUCAGCGCGUGUAAUUGGGACAUGUUCUUGAGUUUAUGGUGUGUUCAUUUCUAAGAAUGAGCCGUCGCUCAGUGGUGAACUUUGUCCGUCUUGGGACUCGAGCUGUCAGCCUUCUGUAUGGAAACUCGCUUCGCCCCUUCCACACUCCAGUAUGCAACGCCUCGUCGCAGCCCAAAACCGGAUUCAAACCGGGGAAAGUAGCAGUUGUUACAAAGACGACGCGGUAUGAGUUCGAGCAGCAGCGGUAUCUCUAUGCAGGGCUCUCCGAGGAGGACUUAAAACAAUUGCUCGCUAUGAAGGGCUCCAGCUACAGUGGCCUGCUGGAGAGACACAACAUCCACACUAACAAUGUGGAACACAUCGUGAAGAGCCUGAGGAGGGAAGGCAUCGAGGUACGAGUUGUGAAGAGAGGAGAAUAUGAUGAAGAAGUAGUUCGAUGGGCAGAUGCUAUUCUCUCUGCUGGAGGUGAUGGGACAAUGCUACUUGUUGCCAGUAAGGUUUUAAGCAAGGACAAACCAGUUGUUGGCGUUAACACAGACCCUGAGAGGUCAGAAGGUCACUUGUGCCUGCCUGUGCGCUACACUCAUGCCUUCCCAGAGGCACUGGAGAAACUCUGUCGUGGUGAGUUCAGGUGGCUGUGGCGUCAGAGGAUCCGUGUGCACUUAGAGGGCACAGGAAUCAAUCCCACAUCCGUUGACCUGCACGAACAGCAGCUGAGCCUGCAGCAGCACAGCCAAGCUCAUCGCAACACCACCAUGGACAGCCAGCAGAGGACAGGAACACUACAUGACAGUUUCUCUAAGACUAGUCUCCUUCCCAUCAGAAGCCUGAAUGAAAUCUUCAUCGGAGAGUCUCUGUCCUCCAGGGUGAAGUUAAACUCCUUCAAACCCCAUGUUAACAUCUUGCUCCAUAGGGCUUCCUACUAUGAGAUAUCUGUGGAUGACGGUCCGUGGGAAAAGCAGAAGAGCUCAGGACUAAGCAUUUGUACAGGAACUGGAUCCAAAGCCUGGUCAUAUAACAUCAACAAACUUGCUGAACAAGCGGUGGAGGAGGUUCUUAAGAUUGGAAAGUCUCAAACGGGUCUUGACAUCCCACUUAACAGUGACAUCAUUGAAAAGGUAACUGAUGAAUACAACGAGUCUCUGGUGUUCAGUCCGGACGACAGACGUUUGUUCUACAGCAUCAGGGAGCCCAUCGUCAACAGAGUGUUCUCCAGCAGUCAGCAGAGAGGCUUCGCCAGCAGGGUGUCCGUCCGCUCUCGGUGCUGGGACGCCUGCAUGGUGGUUGACGGUGGGACUUCAUUUGAGUUCAACGACGGAGCCAUCGCUACAAUCAGCAUGAGUGAGGAGGAUCAGCUACGGACUGUUGUUCUUGAACACUGAAACGAGUCCAGAGCACACGACACUCGACUGGUUUCUGUAAGCCCACUGUUCAAAGGGAAGUACUCUUUAUAGCUUUUAGCUAUAAGUGUUGAAUAUUGCUAGACCUAAGAGAAAGGUCUCAUUGUUACAUUUGAUUUAUUAAAUAUGUGCAUUUUUACAAACUAAGCUUUUUAUUCUUCAUCCUUCUAUCCCUGGGUUACAAUAGGUUAUAAUAAUACAUUUUGCAGAUACUGUGUUAAGCAAAAUGUAAAGUAUGUUACUAUUGACUGUCUUCUUCUGCAUCAAGUCAUAAGAUAACAUAUCAGGUAUGAUUAUUAGGUAUAAAAUCAUUCUGUUAAUAGAAAACAUGUUUUCAAGUUGUGUCUAUUUCAGAUUGCAUUUUGUGAUGUGCUUUCACACCUGUGUAACAAUCUGUUAAUGAUUUUCAAAGGAUAAGUAGGAAUUAUUCUAUAUUAUUUUUAUUGUCAACAUAUCCUAAUGAGUCAGACUCUCACUAUCUGUCGGUCUUUGAAAAUGGCUCACAAAUAUAAAAUGUAAUAUAAAGGUUCUCUAGCCAACGUUCAAAACAUUAAUAUCUCAUCAAUAGCUAUCAUAUCUGUAAAGAUCCAGUGUAGUAAUGUCUACCUAAACAGAGACUGAAGUCUCUCUCCCUCGUGUGUGUUGAUAUCACAGCUUCUACUCUUUGUUCACAUAGCCGUCCAGCAGCGUGCAUGUUAGUGCAUGUGAGCGUGCCCCACUGGUCAGCUCAUGGCUGCUCUGCACUGCUCGCAUACAGCGGUUCCAGCUGAUAACACUGUCCUGACCAACAGUGUCGUCACAGAAGUGUAGCACCCACCAACCUUUUGGUUCAGCUAUUUCAGCACUGUUGCUGUUAUUUGCACUGUUACCUCUAUUAGCACCGUUAGCUGUUAGCACAGUUAGAGCUGCGUGAUAAUUCUAUAUGAUGAUUUAUUGACUUUCACAGGAUUAUAUCAUCUAAAUUGAUAACAAGCACACACUAACUUGUGUGUCUCAGAACAUCUGACUAUUUUGCCCUUAGUUAAAUGAAAAAAUACUCAUCUUUUUUAAAAUCCCAGUAGUUUCCUAAAACUUUUUUAUCAAACGCUACUCAGACAGGAGGAAGUAGAGCGUUUGUUGGGGACUAUUUUCAGCAGCGGAUGAAUCCAGGUGUUGCUCUAGUGAGUAUCUGUAGCAGCAGGAUGGUGUAUGUGGGUCUUAAUAAACUACAGUGUGUGUGUUUCUGUGUUGAUGGUGAAGAAGGAACAUGUCACCAUGACAACAGUGAGGCUCAUUGAUGUGUUUUAAUGGAGCUCUAUGGACAGAGGAAGAAGAGACAUCCACACACUCUACUUGUUAGUAGAUGCUGUUGGUUUGGCUCUGCUCAUUAGAGUUAUUGUCAAUAAGGAAAAUAUAGAUUAGCACCAGAUUUCCCAAAGUCUAAUUGGUGCUUGUUUAAAGGUUUCUACAGUGAACUGAAGGAUCAGUGCCUGUUUGUUGACUAAAGAUAUUUUUGUAACAUAGCCUAUAUUUUUUUCUUGCUGGUUGAACCAUUUGGGCUGAAGUGGAAUAAAAAGCCCCUCCAUGCUUAAAGAGGGCAUCUUGCUCUGUGUUUAGGUCAAAGGUGAGUCCUGUAGUUUUAACCUACCUAACACAAACAUCAAGGUUUCAACAUGAUCUCAUAUGAAGUGAAAUGCUGUUUAUCCCAUGGGGACUAAAUCCUGGAACAAUGCUCUAUGGUACAUGAUGGAAUUAUAAAGACACAGUUAGCCCAACAUUGUGGUGUAGUUGUAAUGAUUUCACAUAUUGAUCAUGAAUCUAGCAGGUCUCUUGUAUAUGCUUGUUAUUCCACUUGAUCAGUCAACAUUGUUGGUGCACCUUCUAACACCUCCCUCUGAACCAGGAUGUGUGUUCUCUUGGAGGACUAGUUUACAAAACCAUCAGGUAAUUGUUAUAUACAGCGUGCCAAAGGCAGGGUUCCUCAUCAAAAUAAUGUGUCAGUCUGUUAGGAUGCAUUUUGUUUUUUAAAUCAAAUAAAGGCAUAUG